CUGCUUUUGCGUCCAGCACAACUCCAGAAGGACCAUGGCUGGCAGAGCCGAGAGCACAGUCUGGUAUGAUACCAUGGAAGGGCAGCACAACCAUCCUCAUCAUCUAGGGGACCAGAACAACCCUCUGUGCAAGCUGCCAGGCCAGGAAUUCCAGCAUGAUCCUCAGAGACAUUUCCCGGCGUACCCGUACCGCUGCACCUUGGCGGAUUUCCAGAUCGAGAAGAAGAUCGGGCGAGGCCAGUUCAGCGAGGUUUACAAAGCGACUUGUCUGCUGGACAGGAAACCUGUGGCACUGAAGAAGGUGCAGAUUUUUGAAAUGAUGGAUGCCAAGGCAAGGCAAGAUUGCAUUAAAGAAAUUGACCUCUUGAAGCAACUGAACCACCCCAACAUCAUCAAAUAUUUGGAUUCUUUCAUUGAAGACAAUGAGCUCAACAUAGUCCUGGAGCUGGCUGAUGCUGGGGAUCUCUCUCAGAUGAUCAAGUAUUUUAAAAAGCAGAAACGGUUAAUCCCGGAAAGGACGGUGUGGAAAUAUUUUGUGCAGUUAUGCAGUGCAGUGGAACACAUGCACUCCCGCAGGGUGAUGCACAGAGACAUAAAACCAGCCAACGUGUUUAUAACAGCCACAGGGGUGGUGAAGCUGGGAGAUCUUGGAUUAGGCCGGUUUUUUAGUUCUAAAACCACUGCAGCACAUUCCUUAGUGGGAACUCCCUACUAUAUGUCCCCAGAGCGAAUACACGAGAACGGCUAUAACUUUAAGUCUGAUAUCUGGUCUUUGGGCUGUUUAUUGUAUGAGAUGGCAGCUCUGCAAAGUCCCUUCUAUGGAGAUAAAAUGAACCUGUUUUCUCUUUGCCAAAAAAUAGAGCAAUGUGACUACCCACCUCUUCCAGCUGAACAUUACUCUGAAAAGCUGCGGGAGCUGGUUGGCAUGUGCAUAUACCCCGACCCAGACCAGAGGCCUGACAUCGGGUACGUGCACCAAAUAGCCAAACAAAUGCACGUGUGGACGACGAGCACAUGAGCGCCGGGAGCAGCACAGCUCAGUCUUACUUGAAUCCUUUUUCUCAGCUGAAAGCGACUGGUGCCAGGUCACACAGGUGGGAGGUUGAGCACUCGCAGCAGAGGCUCCAUCAUUUGCAGGUUAUUUGACAAGGACUUACAGGUGGUCGUGCUUUAACGUGAAGAUUCUGUGAGGUAUUGCAAGUGAUUCUUUUUAUUUUUUAUUUUUAAGGCCAAUAAUGUUACGGAUGUAGAUCAUUUAAGGGUCCUUUCUUAAAACUGUCGUGUGUAAUCUAGGAUAGCAGCUAUUACCGAGGGCUCAGCGUUUGCCAGACCUUCUAUCUUAACUGUAAUGUGAAAUAUUGAAAUAAUUCCUCCAGUGAAAUCACUUUAUACUAAUGUAAGGAUUACCAUAGAUUUUGUGUAAUUUGUAUAACUGCUACUUUGCCUCUUCUGCAAAUGGUUAAUAGCAAAUUCAGUUUUUACUUGGUAUAUUUUAAAGCAGCCAUUUAUGUUUUUAUUAAUUUCCUCCUCUUCGGACUUAGGAGCUGGGAAGGGUUGGGGGGUGGGAAACCCUUUUGUUUCAUGAUUUCUUUUUUUUUUUUUUUUAAUUCUAAACUUAAGAGUAUUUUGCUGAUGCAUUUCUCUGUCAGAGAUGAGUUAAACAUGAGCCUGGGGAAAAGAAGACAAACAUGCCAAGCAAACCCCUACCAGCCUUGCUCCUGCAGAGAACUGUUCCUUUCCCUCAUUUUCCCCUUUUGGAAUGGUUCUUCUUCACCUCCAGGUUCUUGUUUAAAACCAGUGUUUUUCAAAGCCAACUCAGUUUUGGUGCAGAGACUUUUACAUAUUCAAUAGUACAUCGGGUACUAUCGGUGGAACUUCAGCAGUGUUUUAAACACUUGGAAAAUUUUUUAAAAAUAAAUGAAAUGCUUUGUGUAUGGAAUUCUGCCUAGGAUCAGCCCCUUCUCUCAAACUGUGAAAGCUCAUUACAGAAUGUGAAUGUUUAUAAAAUCUCAACCUGA
Molecule: messenger RNA, 2018 nt
Organism: Sturnus vulgaris (Common starling)
Lineage: Eukaryota; Metazoa; Chordata; Aves; Passeriformes; Sturnidae
Source: RefSeq, a predicted model, not a curated record